Molecule: messenger RNA, 802 nt
Organism: Aspergillus homomorphus CBS 101889
Lineage: Eukaryota; Fungi; Ascomycota; Eurotiomycetes; Eurotiales; Aspergillaceae
Exons: 2
Coding region: 123-563 (146 amino acids)
Source: RefSeq, a predicted model, not a curated record
CCCCUAUUCCAGCGCUUUUCUCACACAGUAAUCCAACUGUCUAUAAUACGAAGAAUAUAGAGAGGAUUAUGAAGAUCGAGAGAAUCCUACUACUCCUACUACUACCAUAACACAAAGUCGAAAUGGCAUCCAAUACUCCACCACAACACCCUCCUUCGCCCUCUUCGCCCUCAUCUACAAAAUCAUCUAUAUCAAAACCUCAAUCCCCAAGCUCAAGCUCCACAGCAUCAACAUACACGAGCUCCCCAUCAUCGCCAGCCCAAAACCCCCGAAGCUCAACGCCCAGUCCACCCUCCAGCUCCUCCCCGCAUCUCAGCGCAAACUUCGCCUCCCCGCAGUCCCACCAGGUCGACUACGACCAUGAAGUCUACCUCCGGCUGAUCGCCGGCGAGAACUCCACGAAAACUCCGAAUCAGAUCUAUCGCGAGAAGCUCGUCCGGAGGCAAACUACUCGUGCUCUGGAUCUGGCGGUGCUGGAUCCCGUCGGGCAGCAGAAUCCGAGUCCGGUGGAUUUGGAGUGGGCGGAGAGCUUGAGGGUUCGGGAUCGGUUGGUAGGGGGUUAAAUUGGGGUUUUCUGGGUUGACUUUCAGGUGAAAGGGAGAGAGAACGAGGUGGGAGAAGAAGAGAUUCGGGGGCUGUACAUUUAUACUGUCGCGAGGAGGUGGCAGCUUUCUCUCCGUCGAUGUCCUGGACGAGAUCUAGGAGGGAGAUGGGAAGCCUGGGCAGAGGUGAGACAUUUGUGAGACAUUAACUUGAUGAGUCGUCGAGAUCAUUCAUAAACUUAGCCAUAGUUAUUUUCCCC